GCCAUCACUCAAGAUGGCUGCCCCCAUCAAGAUGACCGGGGUGUGCCGGGGGGAAAGGGGCAGCAUGAUGGUCUGAGACGAGCUAGUGUCGGAUCAUGUGGAAGACUCCGGGCCUGGGAAGCUGGAUGAUGGGGGGUGGGGCCCGUGCGGGAUAGAGGGAGGAAGAGCAUCCCUUCCCGGGCUCAGCCCGGCCCCUCCCUGUCCUCUGUCCUGAAAUGGGGAACACCUUGGGCCUGGCCCCGCUGGGGGCUUUGCCCCGCCGCGGCCCCCGUCGAGAGGAACCUCUGCCCAACCCCGGGAGCUUCGAUGAGCUGCACCGCCUGUGCAAAGAUGUAUUCCCAGGACAGAUGGAGGGAGUGAAGCUCGUGGUCAACAAGGUUCUGAGCAGCCAUUUCCAGGUGGCUCACACCGUGCACCUCAGUGCUCUGGGCCUGCCUGGCUAUCACCUCCACGCAGCCUACGCAGGGGACUGGCAACUUAGCCCCACUGAGGUCUUCCCCACUGUGGUAGGGGACUUGGACAGCAGCGGCAGUCUCAACGCCCAGGUCCUGCUCCUCCUGGCAGAACGGCUCCGAGCCAAGGCUGUCUUCCAGACGCAGCAGUCCAAGUUCCUGACAUGGCAGUUUGACGGCGAGUACCGGGGUGAUGACUACACGGCCACACUGACCCUGGGGAAUCCUGACUUGAUCGGGGAGUCGGUGAUCGUGGUGGCGCACUUCCUGCAGAGCCUCACUCAUCGGCUGGUGUUGGGAGGAGAGCUCGUUUAUCACCGGCGGCCAGGCGAAGAGGGGGCCAUCCUGACGCUGGCUGGGAAGUACUCGGCUGUGCACUGGGUGGCUACAUUGAAUGUGGGGUCCGGUGGGGCCCAUGCCAGUUACUACCACAGGGCAAAUGAACAGGUGAGACAAUGGGUCCCCCUGCCACCCAGCAUGGCCCACCCUGGACCUCCAUCGGCCCUGCCUACCCCCUGUCCCUCCUGUCUGGGCUUCACACGUAUUUCACACGUGCUUCCUCCCGGUGGUCCUCAGGUUCAGGUCGGAGUGGAGUUUGAGGCCAACACCAGGCUACAAGACACGACCUUCUCCUUUGGUUACCACCUGAGUCUGCCCCAGGCCAACAUGGUGUUUAGAGGGUUGGUGGACAGUAACUGGUGUGUGGGUGCGGUACUGGAGAAGAAGAUGCCCCCGCUGCCCGUCACCCUCGCCCUUGGAGCCUUCCUCAACCACUGGCGCAACAGGUUCCACUGCGGCUUCAGUGUCACUGUGGGCUGAGCCAGUGGCUGCCGCGCCGCUGAGUCAGGUGCCCCAGGGCCGGAGACCGGGCCCCUCUCCAGAGCCCACCUUGCUGGGCGACCCACAGGUCCCAGGGGCAAAAAGGGGACAGGACCAUGCCCUCCUCAGAACUGGAGCUGCCACAAGGGAGCUGAGGAGGCAGUGGUUUGAGGACCCCCCUGCCCCCAGCGUGUGCCCUCUGUCCACACUGUGGCUCUGGGCUGAGGGAGGAGGGUUAAGGGGGCCAUCAGCCUCAGUCCGGCUCAGUUGUCUCGCUCACACUCCCCCUUCUUCAUGUCCCUGUGGAUUAAAGCUCCUCCCCUCUUCCCCUUCAGAGCAAACCACUCUGCAUGGGACUAGCGCCCACCCUGUUCCCUGUCCCAGAGCCUUCCAAGGCCAGGAUCCAACUUGACCUCAGAAAGUGGGGCCACACGUUCGAGAAGGAGCUACCUCCUUCCCUUUCUUUUGUGCUUCCAGAGAACUACUUUACCCCCAUGGCCACGCCCUGCACCCCCACGAUUGUGUGAAGAGGCAGUUAUUGCCCUAGUCGUUCCUUGGAACCAUGGGGCUCCCCUUCUCCUGGCCCCAGCCCCCAACCUCCACGUCAGCCUUCCCCGGCCCCAUGUGUCCAGGUGGGCUGGGGAGGCAGCCGCAGAUCUGCUGGAGCAGGGGCAUCCUGGCAUACGUCUCUGGCUGUGCUGGGCCUGGUGUCCACAGGUGCUGUUGGUGCUCUGGAGCGCAGCCGACGGGCCCAGCAGCUUUGCAUUCAGAAACCUUUGGAGGAGGAAAUAGCGGGGUCACAGGGAAAGGAAGGAAAUGUAGCAACUGAGAGUGUUAUCCUGCCCCUCACCCCCCAAAUCCUCCAAACUGCCCCUCAGUGAAGCUAGGUCUGACCACCAGAGAAAACCAUGUUCUGGGGUAACAGGUUUCUCAGAGGUUCCAAAGGUUCCCAAGGGGGCCUCUGACACUGUCUGCACUCACUGUGCUGUUUUUCUUGAACCCAGAGCUUUGGGGACCCCAUGAGGGGAAAGCCCCAGACGUGGCGAGAACUUUGACUGUGUGGAAUCUGAGGGUCUGGCAUUCUAGAGCAGGUUCUAGAAGGUGGAUGUGUUCUGCCAUCUGAAGCAUCCUUCUGUGGGCAGACUGGCUUGUGGAGGGGUGGACAGGAGUGAGGGAUGGAUGCUGAGCCAGGGGCUUUGGCUGUGAAGCUGUGAAUGAGCAUCCCCUCAAGGGCAUGAGAAAUGGGAGGAGUGGCCCAGUGAAGAGGAGGGCAGAGGCCCAGGAGAAACCUCCGGAAGCUGCUUGUUGGGGAGGAUGGAUGGGGGAGGGGAAGGGUGCCAUCAGCCUCAGGAAUGCUGCAAUACAGACUGAGCAACUACUUCGCAUCUCUACUGAAUAAAAAACCUGGAAAAAGCGAGCUGGAAAGGCA
Messenger RNA from Artibeus jamaicensis (Jamaican fruit-eating bat), 2700 nucleotides. RefSeq names its product translocase of outer mitochondrial membrane 40 like (gene TOMM40L). Bases 216 to 1271 code for a protein of 351 amino acids. Gene Ontology annotation, molecular function: transmembrane protein transporter activity. Lineage: Eukaryota; Metazoa; Chordata; Mammalia; Chiroptera; Phyllostomidae. Gene Ontology annotation, biological process: protein import into mitochondrial matrix. The record is from RefSeq and is a predicted model, not a curated record. Gene Ontology annotation, cellular component: mitochondrial outer membrane; mitochondrial outer membrane translocase complex. The transcript is spliced from 9 exons.